AUGCGUUUUCUUUUGAUUGACAUAUAUGCCAGGCCUGAAUUCAAACUUAUUGAAGAGAUUGUCAAGGAUGUUUUGAGGAAGUUGAACUAUGCAUCAUCAUCUCAUCUUGAAGGACUCAUUGGCAUUGCUCGACAUGUUAAAAACAUUCAGAGGCUUCUAAUUGAGGCCCGUAUUGUGGGAAUAUGGGGUAUGGGCGGUGCUGGUAAGACCACACUUGCUAAAGCUAUAUUUCAGGAGUUGAAAGCUCAAUUUGAUGCUUUCUCCUUUAUUGAAAAUGUCAAAAAGCAAUUAAAAAGAAUUAGUUUGGAUGAGCUGCAGAAGAAUUGCCUUAAAGAAUUAUUAAAAGAUGAGGAUAUUAGCAUCUAUGAAAUAAAAUCCACUUUUGUGAAAAAUAGGCUUCAAAGAAAAAAAAUUCUUCUUAUACUUGAUGAUGUGGACAAUUCAAUAGUAGCGGCAGAUUUAACCAGGGUACUUGAUUGGUUUGGAGAAGGAAGUAGAAUUAUUAUCACAUCAAGGGACAUGCAAGUGCUAAAGAAUGCUUCUGCGACAUUUUCAAAAUAUCACGUUUCGGAUUUGGAUUUUGAAGAUGCUUUUCAUCUCUUCAAUUUGAAAGCAUUCAAGCGAGAUGAGCCAUCUAAAGGUUACAUGGAGUUAUCAAAAUCUGUAGUGAAAUAUUGUCACGGAAACCCAUUAGCCCUAGUAGUGCUGGGUUGCUUCCUUUAUGGCAGACAAAAAGAAGAGUGGGAAAGUGCUUUGGAAAAACUAAGUCAAGCUCCACCCAAGGACAUUGUUGAUGUUCUGAAGUUGAGUUUUGAUGGACUUGAUGACAAACAGCAAAAUGUGUUCCUUGACCUGGCAUUCUUAAUCAAGCAAGGAGUUCAUAUUUCUUUGAACCUAUUGAGACAAUUAUAUUGUUCUUCUAUGCAUAUUGAGAUAAGUGUUCUAAGAGAAAAGUCCCUCAUUUCAUUUAAUGAUCAUAAUGAUUUCAUUGAGAUGCAUGAUCUUCUGAGGGAAAUGGGCCUUGAAAUUUCAAGCCAACAAUUAUUCUCUGGUCGUAAAACACAUGUUCGACUAUGGAGGCAUGAGGACAUUUAUCACUUUUUCCACAAUGACCAGGCGAUUGAGGCAAUUCGAUGCAUGUCCUUGGAUGCAAGCAAGAUAGAAAGCAUUACAUUGAUGGCUAGUCAUUUUCGAAGAAUGCAUUAUUUAAUGUCCCUUCAAGUUUACAAGUCAGAUCGGGGAAAGCCUUCAAAGUUGAAUAUUUGUGAACCGUUGGAUUAUCUUUCUAAAGAAUUAAGGUUUCUUAGUUGGGAAGAAUAUCCAUUGCCAUUUGUGCCAUUACAAUUUUGUGCUGAGAAUCUCAUUAGACUUAAUUUGCUUGACAGUAAUAUCCAACAGCUUUGGGAUCAGAGCGAAGAUGUCUACUUUGAUAUUAUUGUGAGGGUGAUGGGUAAUAGAGGCAAAAGGGGUGUGCAAGAUGAUGAAGAAGACGAUGAGGAUGAUAGAGAAAUGAUUAGUGAGAAUGAAAGAGAAAUGAGUAGUAAAGGUAAUCAAGUAGUAGAAAUGACAUUAUUAUUGAUGGAAGAUGAACAAGAAGAGGCAGAUGAGGAUGAUAGUAGGAUGGACGAUACAUUAUUAACAAUACUACUUAUUCCCAACACCAUCCCUCGCUAG
Molecule: messenger RNA, 1674 nt
Organism: Neltuma alba
Lineage: Eukaryota; Viridiplantae; Streptophyta; Magnoliopsida; Fabales; Fabaceae
Product: disease resistance-like protein DSC1
Exons: 3
Coding region: 1-1674 (557 amino acids)
Biological process (GO): defense response
Molecular function (GO): ADP binding
Source: RefSeq, a predicted model, not a curated record